UUGGUUAAAAACCCGCGAGGCGUCUCGCCGCUAUUGGCUGGCGUCCGGCUUGGGGCGGGGCCAGCCGCGAGAGCGGCGGUUGUGGGCGGGGCCAGGCGGCACCCAAUCAGCGCGCGCUCGGAGGAGAGUUUGAAUCGGCGGAGCGGCUGCGGCGCAGAGCGGAGCCGCCGCCAUGAGGAGGAGUGAGGUGCUGGCGGCCGAGGCCGUGUCGUGCCUGAACCGCGCCAUGGUGGCCCUGCGGGACAUCUGGGAGGAGAUCGGCAUCCCCGAGGAGCAGCGUCUGGAGCGCACCGAGGUGGUCAAGAAGCACAUCAAGAGCCUCCUGGACCUGAUGGUUGCGGAGGAGGAGCGUCUGAAGGAGCGUCUCCUGAAGAGCAUCGCGAUGUGUCGGAAAGAGCUUGACACCCUCUGCAGCGAGCUCCAGCUGGACCCCUUAGAGGUAGAGGAAAAAUGCAGCAUUCUCCAGAUGGAAAAGAACUUGCGCACUCACGUGGAAUCAAUGUUGAAGCAGAAAAAAGACAGGAAGCAGGAGCUGAAAACCCUGCAAGAACAAGACCGAGACUUGUGUGACAUCCUUGGCGCAGAUCCCUUCUCCAUCGACAGUGUGGCCGUGCCCAGCCUGGAUGACCUGGACCGGUACCGGCGCCACGUGGCAGCCCUGACGAUUGAGAAGGAGCGAAGGAGAGAGGAGUUUGUCACCGUCAGGCGGCAAAUCAUCCUGCUGAUGGAGGAGCUGGACCACACUCCAGACGUGAGCUUUGAGCAGGACGUGGUGUGUGAGGAUGAGGAAGCCUUCUGCUUGUCUGAGGACAACAUGGCAGCCCUCCAGAGCCUGCUGCAGCGGCUGGAGGCCCAACGAGCCCUGAACGAGGCUGCGUGUGCGGAGCUGCGCUCCAGGAUCGUUGCGCUGUGGGAGAGGCUGCAGGUUCCUGUGGAGGACAGAGAGUCUUCUGCAGUGCACAUCGCUGGUUCCAGAGCCAAAACCAGGAAAGCUCUGCAGCUGGAAGUGGACCAUCUGGAGGAAAUGAAGCUGCAGAACAUGAAAACUGUGGUCCAGGCAAUCCGAGUAGAGCUGGCUGACUACUGGGACAAAUGCUUCUACAGUCAGGAGCAAAGGGAAGUCUUCAGCCCUUAUUACGAUGAGGACUAUACGGAGACCUUGCUUGAGCUCCACGAUAUGGAAGUCGGGAAGAUAAAGGGCUAUUAUGAAGCACAUAAAGAGCUGUUUGAGGCUGUCCAGAAAUGGGAGGAUAGUUGGAAGCUGUUCCUGGAGCUGGAGAGGAAAGCAACUGACCCCAGUCGCUUCACCAACCGUGGGGGGAAUCUGCUGAAGGAAGAGAAGCAGCGAGGAAAGCUACAGAAGACUCUUUCCAAGCUGCAGGAGGAGCUGGAGAGCAGGAUCCAGGCCUGGGAGCAGGAGCACAAGGGGGCUUUCCUGGUGAAGGGGCAGCAAUUCAUGGAGUAUGUGAGGGAGCAGUGGCAGCUGUACCACCUGGAGAAGGAGAAGGAGAAACAGGAGCGGCACCUGAAGAAGAGCCGCCAGAUCGAGACCGAGAUGAUGUACGGCAGCACCCCGCGGACACCCAGCAAGCGCCGCGUGCUCGGCCCCCACACGCCCGGCAAAAUAAGGAAGCUCAACGGCACGACCCUCUCCAGCGCCACCCCCAACAGCACGGCUCGCUCAGGUUUUGGGGGAACCAUCUACCACUCGCCAACAGCUCGGCUGCCGCCUUCCGGAGGGAAGGCUCGGACCCCCAGCUCCGCGGCUGUGAGACCCCCCCAUCCCAGGCACAAGGAGCGGAACAAGGAGAACAUCUCUCAGCUGAACGGAACCACCCUGAGCGGUGGGUGCACCCCCACAGCCCCUGCCCAGCGUAACCACAGCGUUAAUUCUGUUGCCAGCACCUAUUCUGAGUUUGCGCGAGAACUUUCAAAGGCUUCCCGCUGUGAGAGCAGCUCCCGCAUCCUCAACUCCACCACCACCACGGCCUUCUGCUGAGCAGCGCCCACUGGCUGCGUGCCUGGCCCGGAGUGAGUGGCUGCCUGCACUGCCCCCUCAGCUUCCAGCCACGGGCUCUGGGGUGGGGAGUCUGUCCUGCUGCUGGGGGGGGAGAGGGGCACUUUUAAAAUCUUUCUUUUAUUUGGGGAAUUCUUGCAAAUGUUUGUGAUUAAAGGUUUGUGUACGUGGCCGUGUGACGGUAGCGCAGCGGCUCCUGCCGCAGCCCCCGGGGCUGGUGGGGGUUGGUGUUCAGCAGCAGGGACUCUGUCCCCUGAGCUUGCUCUGGGGCAGAUGGGAACUAUGUCAGACCUCGGGCCUUUUCCUCUUUGUGGCUGUAGCAAUUGUUUAUCAGUGUCUUGCUUUCUCAGCACCCAGCCAGCGGGUGUUAGUGGGGGCUGCUCAGCACCCUCACUGGGCCAGGCCCAGGGCACUGGGCUCCUCUCCCACCCUCUUUGCAAGGCUGGAGGGAGGGUGGAGGAACCACAGGGUCCUUCAUUGCCAGCAACCCUGACCUGGAGCCCUGAGAGCUGUGCAGCUGCUCUCCUCUGUGCCCUUCUUCCCAGGCAGGGAGGGCCUGACCACAUGAAGCAGGACCAACCUGCUCCCUCUGCCUCGGGCACAGAGGACAGCUUCUCCUCCUCUCAGACCUGCUCUGCACCGUCCAGCAGUGCCUGCUGCCCUCCCUGUGCUGGAUGAGGAUGCCAAGCCCCCUGCUUCAGCACUGUGGCAGUCCCAGGCAGGGCUUGGGCCCCCCUUUGUACGUUGGUUAAUGAAGCUCUGUGCCCAAUUACAAUUGAUCUGCACCUUGUUAUCACUACACUUCCCCACUGCUUGCUGUUAUUUAUUCUCCAGGUUCUGGCCCCUUGCUCUGUACCUCUGUAUAUACUGUUUGUAGGAAUAAUACAUGUCUCUGGA
Molecule: messenger RNA, 2914 nt
Organism: Colius striatus (speckled mousebird)
Lineage: Eukaryota; Metazoa; Chordata; Aves; Coliiformes; Coliidae
Gene: PRC1
Product: protein regulator of cytokinesis 1
Exons: 14
Coding region: 173-1999 (608 amino acids)
Biological process (GO): microtubule cytoskeleton organization; mitotic spindle midzone assembly
Cellular component (GO): mitotic spindle midzone; spindle; cytoplasm
Molecular function (GO): microtubule binding
Source: RefSeq, a predicted model, not a curated record